UCGACUCAGUUUUCAACUGAGACUUGUACGAAGAGGUUAUCGGAGCGAACCGCGUUGAAGAGGCGAAAAACUGAAUUGAAGAAAUAUACGGCUGAUUUUGAUCGCACAAACCUGGAAAUGGCUAUUGCAUUGAGUACAAAAAUACAUCUGGAAUCUAUCGAUCGUCUUGGUAGCAUUCCUUUGGUUGAGUCGAGCUUGAAACAAGCAGAGGCGUUAUAUGGAAAAGUGAAAGCCAGCAAUCGCCUUCUAAACUGGUACUUCGAAACGGCCGAAUACACCAUACUAUCGGCCUACGAAUCGGUUAAGCCAGCGGUUAAGCUUUUCGAAGUCCCUCUCAAACGAUUAGACAAUGUUAUGUGCAAGAGUUUAGACAUUUUAGAACAGCACAUUCCUGUCGUCUAUUUACCUCCUGAAAUGACAAUUAUUUUGGGCUUAAAGAUGUACUGGAAUACCAAGGAGUAUAUGUCGGAUCAUUUGGUUAAGCCGGUGCUCAAGAGAGCGGAUUCUGUUAAACAGAUUCGCAAUGCAGUUCUAGAAAAUCCGAUAACAACAUUCGCAGCAGAAAGACUGGACGGUGCUUUAACGGCCGGUGAUAAAUUCGUUGACAAAUAUUUGGUGCCCAUUGACGGAGACCAAACUGAUGGUGUACCUAAUGACGAUGGUGAUAACAGUGCUGCUGCGCGAAAUGAAACCGGCGCCAUCAAGGCAAUUCAUCACGGUCAACGCUUCUCGCGAAAGCUAAAGCGACGAUUGACCCAAAGAACAUUGGCAGAGGCGCGAGCCUUGAAGAAGCAAAGCAAAGAAGCUAUACAUAUUUUGCUAUAUGCCGCUGAACUGAUUGCCACUGAUCCAAAAUUGGCUUUGCAGAAAGCCAAAGAACUUUGGGCAUAUUUGAGUCAAGAUGAGCCAGAAAAUCAAGCUAGACCAACAACACUGGAACAACUGAUUGUUUUAUUGACCAGAGAGUCAGCACGUCGAGUUGUGCAUAUAGUGAAUUUUGGUGCAAACGUAGCUGCUAACAUUCCAAAAACUGUGGCUCAUACUUCAACCGAAGUGACACAUCACAUUAUUUACAUCAAUACCCGUUUGAUUGGUCUCACAAAACUCGAUAAAGUUCGAGAUUUGUCCAAAGAAGAAGUUCAGACUAUCGUCAAGCGCAUGAUCACCUUUUACAGUAACCUUCAAUACCUUUCAAAUACUUAUUUGGAACGUUUGGCAACUUUCUUAUCAGGUCGGAUUGAAGCUGAAAAAGUAUCUGGAAGCCGAAACGCUAUUAUAUCGCCAUCGUCAAAUGUUCCGAUAAGGCGUCGCCAAGAUGUCCAAGAUAACAACACGCCUUCUUCUCAUAAUAACAUAAAUGGCGUCUACUGAGACAUAGAGUUUUUUAUGGCAGUCGUAUUUUUAUGUCUAAUAAUCGAAUUUUACUUUUGCCUUCAUAUACGCACUAAUUAAGUUUGUAGCAAUAGUUUCACUAUAGAUAGCGUCUUCAUUUGUGACGUCAAUGGGUGAGAAAUAUGCAGCACAAGCUCAUAGGACGCAAGUCGCACAACUUCUUUAUAUAAAUCAUUUUUUGUGUAUAAAUUGAAUAAAAUAGGAAGUCUUUAUGAAUUAUAAAUAGGUAUUUACUAAUUGUAUAAAAAGCGGAAUGAACAAAAUCUAAAAAUACGACCAAAAACGAUAUACCUACCUAA
Molecule: messenger RNA, 1691 nt
Organism: Stomoxys calcitrans (stable fly)
Lineage: Eukaryota; Metazoa; Arthropoda; Insecta; Diptera; Muscidae
Gene: Lsd-1
Product: lipid storage droplets surface-binding protein 1
Exons: 7
Coding region: 118-1371 (417 amino acids)
Biological process (GO): positive regulation of triglyceride storage; lipid storage
Cellular component (GO): cytosol; lipid droplet
Source: RefSeq, a predicted model, not a curated record